AGUUGUGGCGAAGUAGAGAAGUAAGGAAAAAAGCACACGAAACAAGAAAGGUGAUCGAUGUGAUGUCGAGCGUAAAUUAUAAUGAUCAAGCUGAAUAAUGAUCAUGUAGGUUGAUGAAGUACGUAGAGGUAGAGAGUAGGCUAUUAAAUCUGCAUCUGUUGAACAAGUAGGAGGUGAAAAGCGGAAUGAAGGGGGAAAAUUCAUCUACGUCGAACUUCUCCCGCCGCCGCUCCGGGCGGCGGUAUGGGUCGUGGCCUGCUCUUCUUGCAAAGAGUCGCGGCGGUUUCGUUCUUGCUAUAGCAGCAGGCGUCGAGGACAACCAGCACUACGUCGUGCGCGCGAGAACUACUACUUCGCGGUCCUCGUCGUCGUCGUCAAGCUACAAUCCGCUCGAGGUGGACCACAUGAAGAUGAUGAUGAACAGCCAGCAGCUGGAUCCGGGCACGCCUACGGCUGCGAACCCGGCGCCGCCCGGCGGCGACCACGUCCUGCUGUACGACCGGUUAUCAAAAGGAAAAAUCCCCCCAACUCCCCAUACAAACACGAAACUUCUAAUGCUGGCUUUGGAUACACAAAGACAAAUCAAAUUUGUGCUAUGCAGUAGAGGACUGCACGCCGAUCCUAAGCCUAGGUAGCAGGGGCCUUUUGGUGUAGGCCUAAGCGCCUAGCAUGGUAGACGGCUACACUGUAGGCGUUACAGCAUUAAAAAGCGCCUACAUAGUGCGGCGGACAGCCUGGAUGUGCCUUCGCGCAAGACAGGCCCGAUUUGUGGCUACAAAUCUGCAUCGCAAGGAUGCGCUUUCAAUUUUGGGAGGGGGGAACUUUCCUGGCAAUACCGGUAUGGUAGCCCUUACUACACCGACGCCACCUAUGGUAGUGUCAGGAUUGAAAUCGUCAAAGUUGAAAUAGUUUGUGAUGCAUAAAAUGCAACCCACAAAGCGCCUGUCUUGCAGAGUGGGCAAGGGAGGCAGAUUGUAAGCCUGGCGAGGGGUAGAAAUAAAGCUGCUGAAGUAGCAUGACACAAGGCGUCACUCUUACCCAAACAGCAUUACAAACUGGAUUUAGACACCGCCAAAAUUUGUCAUGCGCCACUUAGAAACUGGGUCCUAAUUGGCAUCCAUUUUAUGCAUGACAAAUAAUUUUAACUUUGUUGAUUUCAAGCCUGACGCAUCCAUACCACCGACACCACGGUGGAGUCUCCCGCCAAGCUGGACGCGGGGAAGCUGGCCACCUGGGCGGCCCACCUAUGAACUGCAAAACAAGUAUCGUACUCGUAUAAAUGCAUUACAAAUCUCCUCAGCGUGAGAAAUGAAAUUUGUAUAUGCGGAUUUAGUAUUGCCUUAAGAAAAAAAAUUGUAAUGCAUGAUUGCAAUGCGAGUGCGAUACUUUUGCAGAGCAUACCACCAGGCGCGGGACAACUUUGACCGUUUGCGGGAAUCCGGCCUCGUACCGGAGGCCACGCUGGUCCGGGCGUUGGCACAAGGGAUCCGCACGGCGCAGGACCUCUUUCCCUUCCGCGACAUUCGCAUUGUCGGCCUCGACUCGGUAUGCAUUGCAAAUAAGUAUGUCAUCUACUGUGUCUGGAAGGUUGCAACUUGUGAUGCUGUCUUCGGAUAAUUCCAAAAAAAAUCUGUAUUGCAUGACCAGCAAGAGGAGCAACCCAGGGCGUGCUACGCGGGGAGGGCAUUUCUCAUGCAGAAUAGGCAUCAGAAAGCCCUGCUAAAAUUUGUAGGGCUAGGCCUUGCAUUACAGGCAUCCUGCGCCAUGCAACCGGUGCAUGACAAGUCUCGGAAUCUUCCAGAGCCAGACACAUUUGCAGUGCAUACUCGGACCAAAAUUUGGUCUUGUCCGUAGGGGGCCACCUCCUCACCUUUCCAGAGGAGGUUCCUCGAGUGUCCGCGAACAACGCGACCGCGUCCUCCACCGCAGUCGCUGCCGCGGUGGAGUCUGUCGCUCUGCUUCUUUCUACCGCUGCCGCGGCGCAGACCUCCUCGCAUUUGGCUCGAAGUGCGCAACCCACGUUCGAUAUGAUAAUGCAAAACUCCUCCUCCCCCUCAUUUGUCAUGCAAAACAGCAAAUCCUCCCUGUUCCCUUUGGCACUGCUUGAUGAGGUCGCCGAAAGUGCUUCCUCGCCCACCCCCCGGGGAGGGGAUCCUUGACCUGUGGCGCUGGGAGCGGGUGUCCACUACAUGAUGAUGAUGAUGGCACUGCUUGCAUGACAAAUUGAAAUUUCGGAAGCCGAAACAGCAUUAGAAUCCAUCGGUCGUGAACAAUUUGUCAUGCAAAGGCUGCAGUGAGGCCAGGACUUGUGUUGCUGUUCAUGCAAAAAUACAAAUGAGAGGGAGGGGGAGUUCUUGUGUACUGUCAUAUUCGACACGGCGCUGGGGGAAGGCAUGUUGCUCACGCUGGUCAUUCUUCUGCUCCUCGGAGUGUGCCUCGCUGUCCAGCUGCCCUAUCAAAUGCAAAAAUGUCUGGGUCUGGAAGAAUGCAAGAUUUGUGAUGCAGGUUGUCCAUAACCCAUGAGGUCUGGAAUGCGAGACCCGGCAUGACAGAUUUUUUGAGGUCUCUAUCAUGCCUUUCCUGCAUGAGAAACUCCCUCCCAAAUUGGUCAAAAGCGGACAGCUUUUGGUACUCACGCAACACAGAUUUUUGCAUCGUUCAGAUUUAGCAUGACAAGUUCUAACCUUCCAGACCCAGACAUUUUUGCACUUGAUAUGCCCCUCGACGAGCUGAAACCCUACAGCGAGAAACUGGAACUGAAAUUGCAGAAGGCCCUGCUCGAGAUGGACCGCGGCGGCAAGGUGCAGGCCAUUCCGGACGACGAGCGGCCGGACCUGAACCCACUGGUGUACACGUAUCACCAGUUCAUUAUCCUAGGCAAAAACGUCCCCACGACCCCUUAGUCAAGAUGGAAAAUCUGCUAGACAAAUCCACAGCCUUGUUUGGGGCGACUGGCGCAUAACAAGUUUUGGGACGCAGUAUCUAUAAUGGUCCUGUGUGUGUAGGUUGUACUAGCCCAGACAUCACAUCACAAAUCCAGUCUCUGAUCCUGGUUCACGCAUGACAGAUUUUUACCAAGAAACACGAUUCAGAAAACGUUGCCCGCCAACAUGCGGAGCCGCAUUACGGAUUUUUUUGCAUAUGCAGAUUUGCAUAACAACUCUGGGGACGAUUUUAUUCCCUGAGGAUAUUGGUGCUGGAAAAGCUAGUCACGAACGCGAAGGAGGGAUCAAAUGCAAAAAUGUCUGGGUCUGGAAGAUAAUUGCGAGAUUUGUCAUGCUUGUCUGGCAUGACCAAAUAAAGUUUGUGAUGCGUGUCCACGAAGAGACCCUUUUGCCUGUCAUGCAAAAACGCAGUUUGUCAUGCGAAAAACGCAACACAUAUUUCUCAUCAUGCUUGGCUGUGCAUUACAGAGCAUGCACUAUUCCCAACGCAGCACUACAAGUUGCCAGACCCAGAUAUUUGUGCAUUUGAUAGGAGGUGAGAGCGGAGCAAGAGGCCUACUUCGAGCAACUGCGGCAGAAGGAGGCAGAGCGCAAUAUGGCGUUCUCAAUUGUUACAUUCUCAACUGUUACAUAAAUUUGUGAUGCAAGAAUGGUAACAGCAAAAUUCGGCGCAGAUUCCCAUGCUGUUUGGCCCUUCCAAAAUUUGUCAUGCGAGGCAGCUUCACUGUGUGGACGUUGAUGCUCAUUUUGCAUGAGAAAUCACGUAACAGUUGAGAAUGUGACAUUUGAGAACGCCAUACGCAAGCGGCGCAAAGAGGAGGCAAGGCAGGCCAGGCUGGCCGCCCGCCGCGCGGCUGGGGAAGUAUCGUAAGGAAAAACCCCACCUCCCCAUAUGAUCGAAAAGGCAUCCUUUUGGAAAAUUGUGAUGCUGAUUUGUGGUCACAAAUCAGGUCUGUCUUGCAAGAGAGCAAAGCCAGAGCUUCCGCCCCUUUAUUAAGUACGCAGGCGAUUUGUAAGAACGCAGCUGCGCCAACAGUGCAGACGUCUGCCAACAUGCUGAGCGCUCACCUCUAGCCAGCCCCUUCCCGGCUUUGUAUCUGCCUGCAGUCCUAAUAUACUGCAAGAGAAAUAAGCUGAUUCGUGUACGCGAAUCCCGCAAGACAGAUUGCCACUGUGAUGAUAUAGGGAGGGGGAAUAGUUUUUCCUUUCGAUAGGAAGGAGAGACAGGGGACGACCCGUUUGCGACAAGCAGUAGCAGUUCUUCCUCCAGUUCUGCCGACUCAUCGGACGAGUCUUCAAACGAAGAGCAGCAGUCUCCUUAGAAGAUGCGGGUCACUCUUCACGAACCUUGCAGCUGGUCGUGCAAGAGGCAGUACAGGAUCCUGCACCGGUCUACAGCUGCCUUGCUUUUAUUUGAUCAUUAUGUGACUAGUUCUAGUUGAUCAUGACCAAAUUAAAUAAUACCGACCGCCGGUGACGUUGAAUGUACACAAGUACUUGCACGCAAGAACGAAGACGAGAACGAGGAGCUAUCACUCUAAAAGUACUCUGCUCUAGUUUGGUUUGUCGUAGUCCGAUGGACAUGGAUUCGAUAGAGAUAAAGUAUUGCAAUCCAUUUGGCACAAAUCGAAAUCGAGGUCAUCUGACAAAGAAAGUGGAAGUUGCAAAAAAGCCUGGGACGCCGCUGCUGGUCGUGUUCAGCAUCUUCACUGCGACUGCUCCACUUAAUAAUUGCCCAGCAUAAAAAAUUCGAUAAAUACUUGAUCAUACACUCACACUUAAAUGCACCUGAUUUUAUUUCAUGCACAUGAUGAUCGGUGAAAAUGGAUCGAGACUUCUUCUUGUUGUCUCGUCAUUUUUUAUAGGCGUCUUCGUGUCCGUGUUUCGUUCUAUAAUUUCCCUUGAUCAUCUACAUCUGCAGCCAAAGAUGAAUCUUCCACCAUCCAGCCCAUGCAUGGCUGCAGGUGUCACUAAGUAGUACUUACCUUCAUUGAAAGAAACUCAAACUGCCGCGUCUUCACUCCUGUCAGGACAAACUACAUGCAAACUUUAUUUUAUUGCGAGUGUGUCAGUCUUUCUCUUUCACUAACGACGCACCUGUAGUUGACUUGGACUUGGUGCCCCACAAGAACGAACCCUCUGUUGACAU
Messenger RNA from Amoebophrya sp. A120, 5094 nucleotides. NCBI's taxonomy places the organism in Eukaryota, Dinophyceae, Syndiniales, Amoebophryaceae. The record is from the annotation of a GenBank genome assembly.